Molecule: messenger RNA, 858 nt
Organism: Durusdinium trenchii
Lineage: Eukaryota; Dinophyceae; Suessiales; Symbiodiniaceae
Source: the annotation of a GenBank genome assembly
AUGGAUCCUGCUCAGUUGGAGUCGACCUUGGCAGCUACACUUCAAGUGGUGGAGGCUCAACGAGCGCAGCUCCACACCGCCCAGGAGGAGCUCGAAACCUUGCGCCUGCAGCUGGAAUCCGAGCGCAGGGCAAAGGAGGUGGCAGAGGAGAAGCUCCGCGAGGCUUCAGUUGACUUUGCGCGAAAGCUCUCGCAGAUGCAGGCGCGCGUCUUCGAAGCGGAGCGGGACGUGGUUUUGGGCGGCCAGGUCCUGGUGGCACGCAGCGGUCCCGGAACUUCGGGAAUUGUGUCAGCCGCCGUGGAAGGACCUCCUCGGCUCCCGGGCGAGACGCCUCGUGGCCCGCGGCGCGCGCCCGUGCCGCCGCCGCCACGCUCGGGAGAUGAGGCAGCCUUUAGCCGGAGCCAUGUGCCCGGAGCCAGCGGCGUCGGCAGUGGGUCUCGCCGCACGCGCUCGGCGCAGCAUACGCAGCGGCUGGAGCCUUUGCUGAGCGAUGCAGGGUGUGCCACUGUGCUGGCGGUGAAUUGGCCGAGCGAUGAACUGGAAGAGGUAGAGCAAAGCCUCAAGGAGGAUAGCUCGAAGCAGAAGAAGUUCUGGUCCGUGGCCGUUCAGGCCUUGACACUGACCUUCUUGGCCGAGUGGGGAGAUCGAUCUCAGAUCUCUACCAUCGCCUUGGCCGCCGCCAAGGACCCCUUGGGCGUGACCUUGGGCGGCAUCAUCGGUCAUUCCUGCUGUACGACCUUGGCAGUCAUGGGUGGCCGUGUGUUGGCGGAACACAUCUCCGAGCGGAUGGUGGUCACCGCCGGCGGAGUCCUCUUCCUCUGCUUUGCACUACAUGGCGCCAUCAUGGGCGCCGACUGA